GUUCCGGCCUAUAAGUCCACGCUGGUGUUGACUCGAAAGGCCUUGAAACUAAAAUUUCUGAACGAGGAAGAGGUGGGAGGAGGAGGAAUGUCGAAGCUUUCCUUUCUCGCCUGGAGAAACUAUGCUGAAAGGGUGGAACUAAUGAAACUAGACUGGAGGAGUAAAUUGACGAGUUGACGCCUGUAUUUUCCUAUAAUCUUUCUUUUUGCUAUUUCCAGUGUAAUCCCAGAGGCAACAAAUUCCAGAAGCAACAUAGUUCUAACACAUCAGUCUGCCUUAGGAUAUUCCAUAUUCUAGAGGUUUUGGUGUGGGUGUUCAGUAUUUUGCACAUAGAAAGAUCUUUUUAGCAAUCAAGCUACGUUUGUGUUAUGGCCUUUCCAGAACCCAAACCCAAGAAGCCUGAGCUUCCCCAAAAAUUGCUUGGUACACUAGAAUGUAAGCAAGGAGCUAUAAGAGCAGUGAGAUUCAACGUGGAUGGAAAUUACUGUCUCACCUGUGGCAGUGACAAGUCACUCAAGCUUUGGAACCCGCACAAAGGAACUCUCCUCAAGACAUACAGUGGCCAUGGCUACGAAGUCCUAGAUGCUGCAGGGUCAUUUGAUAACAGCCAACUUUGUUCAUGUGGAGCAGAUAAAACAGUUGUGCUGUGGGAUGUUGCCACAGGCCAAGUGAUUCGCAAGUUCCGUGGCCAUGCAGGGAAGGUAAAUUGUGUCCAGUUCAAUGAGGAGGCCACUGUAAUUCUUUCAGGUUCCAUAGACUCCAGUGUCCGUUGCUGGGAUUGCCGCUCACGCAGACCAGAUCCCAUCCAAAUUUUGGAUGAAGCCAAAGAUGGCAUCUCCAGCCUGAAAGUCUCAGACUAUGAAAUUCUUACAGGUUCUGUGGAUGGACGUGUCCGACGCUAUGACCUCCGUGCUGGAGAGCUCUACUCAGACUACAUUGGAAGCCCCAUUACCUGUAUAUGUUUCAGUAAGGAUGGGCAAUGUACAUUGGCUGCUAGCUUGGAUUCUACACUGCGAUUGCUGGACAAGGAUACAGGCGAACUACUAGGAGACUUUACCGGCCACAAGAAUGUAACUUACAAGAUGGACUGCUGCCUGAGUGAAAGAGACACACAUAUUGGGAGCUGCUCAGAGGAUGGGAAAGUCUAUUUCUGGGAUCUGGUUGAGGGCUCCCUUGUUCUGGCCUUGCCAGUGUGCAAUACUGCUGUCCAGUCACUGUCCUUCCACCCAGCUGAAACCUGCCUGCUCACAGCCGCAGAGGGUCUUGUCCAGUGUUGGAGGGAAGAAUCUUACACAGCUGAGGAAGGGGCGCCUGCCUGACUAGCAUUGCUUUCAUUUGAGCAGGAUUGCAGAUGCGGGAUGAUGGGCCUCUCUGAUGCACGGAACACUACAGUUCUAUGUACUUUGCCUUCAGGAGGAAGGAUGGGACAUAAUUUAGACUCAGCAUUCAGUCAGGCUGGUUAUACAGAAGAAGCAAUCUGUAAGACAGGAUCUCAUCCUAUGGAAAAUCCUUGAGCUUUCAGGACUUAAAAGUUUCCUUGCUUUGGGUGACAGUAUUUUUUAAUUCAGUCUGUAUAUUAUAGCCAUGUGUCCAAGUAAAAUGUUCCUUUUUAAAAAUUGGGUGUUUCUGGAUUACAAGAAAUGAAAAUACAGUUUAAAUGAUGUAUGGGUAUUGUUUAUUGUAAGCUUCUGUGGUUCAUGUAUUUGAACUAUAUAAGCAAGCACUAGUCCUGAUUCUUCACUUGGACAAAUGCAUUAAUUGAAAGUGUCACUGUAAGAAAAUAAAGUAAUCUCAAAAAGAGAGGAUCAGUUUUCUUCCUGACCUUUAGAUGUUUACCUGUUUAAAGAUGAACAGGAAAAAAUAUUUUGAUUGCUAAUGUUCAGAAGUGCUCGGUGCUGUUAGUUAUAUCUGCUUGGUUAGUCAACUAUCACAUAAUGUCUUUUUAACUUUGCAUCUGAACUGGAAAAAGUGUCUUGAUGUCACAGAUUGUUAAUGACAGUUAUUGAAGAAAAUGUUUUUAAAAGGCUGUUGUCCAGGAAAGGGGUGGAUCAGGUGGAACAUAGCUUGAACUUUUCUAGGAAGCCCAUCCUCCUUCAAUAGCAGUAUAGCGAUUUUUAAAUUGGGCGUUUCUGGAUUAGAAGAAAUGAAAAAGGUUACAUACUGGGGGGCAGUGUGGAAUUCAGGCUGAAUUCCAGAAAUGAAAGAGAAUGGUGUGAAUAGUUCAAGCUACUGUUUUCCCAGGAGUGUAUUUGCUGCCUUUGGAUUCAAACAACUGAAGCCAAAUUGUAUAAAUGCUAAAUAAAUUUAAACUCUCCUCUCAGAAUUACUACAUUUCAAGACUUCACCCGUUAUGUAAAUUAAGUAGAAACAUCUUUUUUUAUUGUAGGAACGUAUGACAUAGCAUCAAGAGGUAUCUCCUCCUGUGACUUCAAGAUGCCCUGUGGCUACCUGCAUUUAAAAAUACAUUUUAACACCCCACUCAGAUGUUUAAUUCAGAUCUUAAACUACUGUUAUAUAUUUGACGUGCUUUUGAGAAGAUGGAUCUCUUUACCUAGGCUGCCUCUGCAUUAAAGUUGGUUGGGUUUUUUUUUCUGCUUUUGUUUUCCUUUUUGUAUAUACUUUUUUUUACUUUUGUUGUGUAUUUUAUAUCUUCCAAACUGCUCCAAGAUGCUUUUCUAUAGGAAGAAUAAUAAAAUUAUA
This is a messenger RNA of Python bivittatus (Burmese python), 2700 nucleotides long. RefSeq names its product WD repeat domain 83 (gene WDR83). NCBI's taxonomy places the organism in Eukaryota, Metazoa, Chordata, Lepidosauria, Squamata, Pythonidae. Gene Ontology annotation, cellular component: catalytic step 2 spliceosome. Gene Ontology annotation, biological process: mRNA splicing, via spliceosome. Gene Ontology annotation, molecular function: protein binding. The record is from RefSeq and is a predicted model, not a curated record.